AUGUACCCGACCACUCGUCACUACUGGCAGCAUUCAAACUCUGGCAGAAAGACGCAACGUUCGGAAGUACGCUUGAUCCUUGGCCUUGUUCUUACGUCGCCCAUGGGCCGUCAGGCUGUCAUUGACGAGGGCUUGAUCGAUAACGAUGGGUAUAGGGCCCUUCAAAGGGAAAUUGAUAUAUUGGAGCACAUUGGUGAUCUACGAAGAGUAACAAUCGACGAAGGAGUCGACGAACUCGAGCCCGUUCCUCUUACCAAUCAGGAGGCCUCGAUGGAAGAGUCGGAGGUGGUAUCACUGCUGGGAGUGGAUAGUAUCAACGUCGAGGAGACAGUAAUGCCCUAUGAUACGAGCUCUGACACGCCGUCGAUGGAUUCGUGGUACUAUUCCGCCACCGAAUCCAUCUUUCAUCCCCUUGAUCCCUCAUGA
Messenger RNA from Serendipita indica DSM 11827, 426 nucleotides. The record is from the annotation of a GenBank genome assembly. NCBI's taxonomy places the organism in Eukaryota, Fungi, Basidiomycota, Agaricomycetes, Sebacinales, Serendipitaceae.